UCGCUGUCAGUUUGCGAAGUAUCGUAGCGAGAGCAGGAGUGUACCGGAGUUUGUCUACAUGACAUGAAUUUGUCCUUGUAAUUAAUUGUUUUAUCACUUGACAACUUCAGAGGAUAUUCAAGUAUACUAAGUCGACGGUGUUAAAUUGGAAGUCGAACUUUACGACAACUGUAUCUGGAGGUAUUCGCCACAACAUGACUGGAUCUCUUCAGUGACUUACUUCAGUUUGAGUUGUCACUCUCUGGACUGUUGAUGACGGUUUGUAAAGCACCGCCUGCGUUCGGUAGUUUUAGUAGCUUGUUCCCAACUUCUCAGGUACCUGCAGCUUUCACUCGUGCGUUAAGAUGCCCCCACAGACUAUGAUGGACGCCAGCUCUGCUCCUUUGACGGAAAGUGACUUUAACCCUCCCGACCUCCAGUGUGUCAAAUGUGUUCUCGUGGGGGACGGGGCGAUUGGUAAAACCAGCCUCGUCGUCAGCUACACAACUAACGGAUACCCCACGGAAUACGUCCCCACAGCCUACGACAACUACACAGUUGUUGUGACCGUGGACAAAAAGCCCAUCAGGUUAAACCUGUGUGAUACAGCUGGCCAGGCUGAAAGCAUAGAUGACUUUGACAGUCUGCGGCCGCUGUGUUACCCCAACACAGACGUUUUUCUCCUGUGCUUCAGUGUCGUGUCUCCUACAUCCUUCCAUAACAUAAUGGAGAAAUGGGUGCCGGAAGUGAGGAAACAUUGCCCUAAGGCUCCUGUCAUCUUGGUGGGCACCCAGUGUGAUUUGCGUAAUGACGUUAAGGUACUCAUUGAGCUGGCCCGAUAUAAGGAACAACCAGUACCAGAGAGUGAUGCGAUUCGAUUGGCUGAGGAGAUUGGUGCCGUGCAUUACAUGGAAUGUUCCGCCCUCACACAAAAGAAUCUGAAGGAAGUCUUCGACAGUGCAAUUCUGUCAGCUCUGAAGAUUACCGGAAUCGUUUCUCGAAAACACAGCACCAGAAAGUCAAAGCGAAACAAGAACUACGAGACGAACACUCAAUCAAUUCAGAGUACAAGUGCCAAGAAGAAAGGAGGGUGGAAAAAAUUCUGUUGUUUCUUAGGAUGAAAACUUUGGAAUCAAGAUGGCUUCCAACGGACAGGCAGAUCAAGGGGGCUUCCAUCAAGGGUGUCGAUCUUUAAUACCAUCAUGCUUUCAGGGAAAUACUGUUUCCCCAACAAAACAUUCAUCUCAAAAUGCAAUAGGUGUGAUGGGGAACUGCAAUGGCUGUUGUCCUGAGCGACUAGAACAGCGGGUAACAUGUAACGAAAGAUGUGCGGACAUGAUGCAGAUGUGUUAUGAACAUGUUAUGAAAGUUAAAUUUGACUGACUGAGUGAGAACGUGACAAUUUGGUCACCGUAUGUACAGAACUUUGCUCAAUCGUGAGUUGAACUCACAUCCUCCUGCAUGACAACCUUGGAAACAUCUACAGGCCAUUCCGGAGGUGCCUGUUUCCAUGGAUACUAUUGCCAUGGCGUCAUGUAGGACAAGGACAAUUUUGUCUAAACCUGGUCGAUCUGUGAUAAUGUAGUUGUUAUGAUGUGACGCUGUCAAUGGCGAUGUUGUGACGUGCAAGUGCUGGAACAGAUGCCGUCUGAGAUGAACAGUUGUAUCCGUAGCAUGACAAACCUGUCUCUCCCAAAUCAGUGUUUUACCAACAGACCUAAUUCGUUUCAUUGUUUUAAUUUUUUCCUUUUUGUGGGCAGUAUCCAGAGCAGAUGUAGCUGCCUGUUACCAUGGUUACGUAUUUGAAUGUGUGUGCAAAUCAAAAGUUGUCUUCAAAUAUUUGGGAUGGUGAAAAGGGCUGUUGCCAAAAUGUCGUGGUUUUAACGAAAUUUGGAUUGAGGAUGAGACAACUUUCAAAUUAUUUUAGUUUUUAUUUUUCAUUUUUUGCUUCCUGCUCAAGAUUUGUUUGUUUGAUGUUUUGCUUUUUUUGGCUUAAUAAAAGUACCAGAGCUUGUUUCAUUUGGGAGAGAUGUGAUCUAUGCAAUGCUAGGUCGUUCUGUAGAUGCUGAACCUGUGAUGUUGGUAGAGGAAAUAUGCCCCUCUCACUAGAAUCUUUAAGUUAUUCUCAUUUUCAAUGUUCAUUUGUGCCUUGCUUUAUACUGAGUGUAUCUACACCCAACACAACCAGAAUAUCCCAAAUUGUUUUGAUUUCAAAUGAAGGAUCUUGAACAAUCUCAUUCUCAGUGUGGGUAAAUAUGAUUCAUUAUAUUUUCUGGAAAUUUUCAAGAUGAGUGGGAAUUGUGAGGCUUUGUUCUUCUGGACUGUAUUGUAUAUUUUGUUGGUUCGGGGCAAGUCGUCGCUUUAUUACCAAGAUCUGUUUAAGGUUCACAGGAAAGUCUUCCAAGGGCUCUCCAGGAGAGGGUCUGAUGAUAGCAUUAAAACAUUGUCUAUCUUUCAUAUGUAUUUUAGUCCUCGAAGAGGCACAGUGCACACCUGAAUUGAAAAUGUUGACUCACAUGAAUAUGUCAAUAAAUUUUUAUAUAUAAAUGA
Haliotis rubra (blacklip abalone) is the source of this 2529-nucleotide messenger RNA. RefSeq names its product cell division control protein 42 homolog. The coding region runs from base 345 to 1100 and encodes 251 amino acids. The transcript is spliced from 4 exons. Gene Ontology annotation, molecular function: GTPase activity; GTP binding. Gene Ontology annotation, biological process: small GTPase-mediated signal transduction. NCBI's taxonomy places the organism in Eukaryota, Metazoa, Mollusca, Gastropoda, Lepetellida, Haliotidae. The record is from RefSeq and is a predicted model, not a curated record.